UAUUUUUUGAUCGUUAAAAAAAAAGGUGGGUCUAGAACCAAAUAUGUCUGGUUCUAGAUAUGUAUGUCAGCAAAUGAAAGCUGUUAUCAGACCUCUGAGCUUCAUUUGCUACUCGAUCUAGUCCGAUUGCAGGGCAAAAAUGUGAUUUCUGUAGUCAGGAAAUUAAUUCUCAGUCACAAAGGUUUAAUCCAAUUGUCCGCGUUUUGGGUGGAUUUUUUAAUGUUCUCAUCGCCAUCGUGUGGUCAUUAUUAGUAUCACAGUCCAACUCAACUUAGACUUUUCUCUGAUUUUUAAAGUUGCGCUUAUCCGGAAGUGUUUUUAUAGAGAGCGAUACGUCCGAAGUGGAGCAGCUGUGAAUGUAUGAAAAGAAAGCCCAAAGAAGGAAAUGUAUCUCUGGCGUUGUGUGUUUGCUGUCGUUUUUGGCUUGGUAUGGUAUUUUUCAGAGUUCGGAUGCUUUUUGGUCCAAGUGGGUUGCUGUGCUCUUUGUUUGAGUUUAUUUACUCUUGGACAAUGUAACAACGUGAAAUGUGAAAGCAGCAGCCAAACGGACUGUGCACCGGAUGAUGAUGUAUCUCAGCAGGAAUUUGCGACUGGCCAUUUACUUGGCAGUGAUGAGCCAGAUACAGCAGUCCAAACUGUGGAAAAAGCAGCUCACCAUUCACAGUACCCAAAUAUCCAGAGGUCAAUUCAGCACAUGUUUAACUGUGCCUACAAUGAACUGGUCCUGCCAUGGAGCACUUCUCCAGAACUUGGAGACAGUCACCCCCUACGUGCAGCAUUGCUCACUGAAUUCAACUUUGUCAUGCAUGAGAUCAUUUGCAAGGCCAAGGACAUGGAUCUCCCACAUAUUACUCUUGGCUGCAUUCAGCUCAUUAGCCAGCACCUUCACAACACCAAGCAAACAGAUGGGUCCCCAGCCUUCAGUUCUAUUGCUAAAGAGAUUGCUGUUAUUAGGGGCUUCUGUGAGGCCCUCAUACACAACCUUUUACCAAAACACCUCUGGGAAACAAAGGUGUACUACUGUGUCUUACAAGAAAUUCUGGUAACAAAAGCAAUGGCAUUGGUGGAAAUGCUUUCUAAUCCAGACAGCUUGAACCAGCUUAUCAUUUCUCGGCUGGAACAAAUGCCUUCAAAAAACGAGAUGAAGGGAGUACAUGUUCCAGAUAAAGACAUUCCUUUUAGUGAGAACAGUGAUGUUGUUCCAGCUGAAACAGAGGAACAUCUAUCUAAAGGAAUCAAAGCUAAAAAAAAAGGCAACAAACUGAAACAAGGGUUUUCCAAGAUGUUCGAGGGAAUAAGGCAUAAGAGAUUCAAAAAAAAGAAGGUGGAGAAAGACAUAAUAGAAAUACCAAUUCGCCAUCCUGCAUCAAUAGAGUGUGAUAGUGAAAACAAUAAAGAUGACUCCAGCUUUGACUCUCAUGAUGUGGAAAGUCUUACAUGUUCGAUUCAAGAGAAGAGGAUGGAAUUUAAGCUAACCUAUGAGAUGUGGAGGGUCGGUGAAUGGUCAGUAACUGUCACAAGUGUACAAAUGGAAGAAAACGAAUUGUGUUUCAUCAUUCACUUGGAAGAAAGUGACGAUCCUGAGAACCUUCACUGGGACGUGAAAAAGAACCAGUCAAACAUAAAACAGUUUUAUGAUCAGUUCAAGGAAAUAGGAGAACUGCCUUCCUUAUUGACAAUAGUGGAGAAGCCAAAUAAUGAGUGGAAUAAAGAGGAAACAAGAGGCAUAUUGGAAAAGUCCUUACAAGAGCUAGUGAAAAAAUCUAAGCUUGGUAAAUCUGAGCUUGUGUUCAAUUUCCUUGGUCCAAUUAACUGGAUAUUACACGAAGAAGAGCAUGAAGGAGGGAUGUGGGAUCUUUUGGAGAGGAUUGCAUUCUUCCUCGCUCCUAGUAAAGAUGAUGAUGAGGUUAGUAACUUUAAAGAAGAUGAGACACAACAUGAAGACACACAUGAGCCCACACCUCAAUCUGACCUGGAUACUACUAUUUCAGUGUGUGCAGCUUCUAUAGAGGAACAAGACAAAGAAAAUGAAGAUGGGUCGUUGGAAGAAGACGGAGAACCUUCACACACACCUGAGCAAAAUUCCACCGAUGAGAGUGCAAAACAACACGCCGACAAGAUGUGUGUUGUUUCUCAUGUCUGGGAUCAACCUGAAGUGACUCCUGUUGAAAUUCAAAGUGUUGCUGUAAAUAUAGCUCAAUAUGCCAAGAUGAAUUACCCUAAAUUCAAACUUAAUGUUAAAGAACAGGCUUCAUCCCCUAGCUCAUCUGAAAGCGAUGAGGAAAGCUCAGGCCAUUGCACAAAUGAUGCUGUUUCUGGCUGCAAGUAUAAUGGAAAUAAAAGCAAGGAAAAUCUCUGUCACAGAAAAUCAAAAGAAACUGAUAAACCUAAAAGGAAGGAGAUUGUAUCUCAUCCUGAAGAAGAGACAUCGAGUCAGCCAGAAGGGGAGACAAAAAUGCCCAACGAUUCGAAAGAACCUGAGGCCAGUAAAGUUAUAUUUGAUUUGCUGAAGGAACUUUCUGGAAAUUCAUACACCAUUAAAUUCAUGAAGGCUGUUGUGACACCAUUCACACCACUGAUAAAUAAGAAAGUGAAGGCUUUUUUAAAAAAGAUAAAUCCAUCAGAAGCUCAGAUUGCCAUCUACAUCGAUGGCCUUUGUAAUAACAUAUGGCCUGAUGGGGAUGUACCACAACCUCGAAUUCAAAGCAGUGACAAGAAUGAGACCAAGCAGAAAGCACUGCAGCUCAUGACUGAAAAGUUUGCAGGCUUUGCAAUUAACAAAGCCAAUGUGGAAAGCAAUUUCAAGAUCUUUCAAAAUGAAGAAGAAAACAAGAAGCUGGUUUAUAUGUUGCUGAUUUAUCUAUUGAGAAAGUUCUUGCCUGGAGAACCUUGUUUUAAUGUGAUGUCUAAGCUAAAUGUGAAGCCUACUAUUUAAUAUAGUUUAAUAUAGUUUUAAAUAUUUAUUGGAUACCAUGUCCUAUUUUCUAGAAAUAAUUUAUGUUUUUUUAAAAUCACUUUCAAGUCAAAAAGAAAAUACCUCAUUUUAAGAACUUUGUUCUGCCCACAUUGUUUAUCUGGUAGCUCUAGGACAUGGACUCAACACUUUAUAGUUACUUGUUGAAGAUAUUUGGCAUUUAAAAUAUAUUGCACAUUGUUGACUGGUCAGCCAACUUCUGUUACCGCUUCAUCUGAGACGGGGACACAGUGCCUGGAACAUUGGGUGCAAAGCAGGAAUACACUUUUAAUAAGAUGCCAGUCCAUUUCAGGGCACCAUGCACAUACAUACUCACACAGUAAUUAACACCAGGUAGGAAUUAGAUUAGCACCUACAUGCUGAACCCAGCAAAAACAUAUCAGUGAACUGAGCUUGGAAUUGAAUUGAAGACUGUGAGGCAUCAAUGCUACCUACUGCAUACACUGUACUAUGCAAAUUGCACAUUAUGCUUAUUAUUGCUCAGAAAGAAAUGUUAUAUAUGUAAGAAUGUACAGUCAGAUAUAAAAAAUAUUUGGACAUUGAUACAGUUGACAAAGUGAAUGUAAUUUGAAUAGUUUUUCACUGUCUAUAACAUUACAUUUAUAUUUAAUGACAUUAAGGGUAUUUACAUUCAGUACAAAUUCUUGGAAAUAGUGUUAGAAUUAAGAAUUGUUUUACACUUGGUUCCCCAUUUUUAGGCGACCAACUGUAUUUUGGCAAAUUAACAUGAUCAUUAAUCAAAUUCUCAUUUUUGAAUACUUUGUUGUAAAUGCUACAUAAAUGUUAAUGGAGAGGGUGUUAGAGAAGUGAAGAAAAGAGUGCAGGCAGGGUGGAGUGGGUGGAGAAGAGUGAUAGCAGGAGCGAUUUGUGAUAGUAGGGUAUCUGCAAGAGUGAAAGGAAAAGUGUAUAGGACUGUGGUGAGACCUGCGAUGUUGUAUGGUUGAGAGACAGUGGCAUCGAGUAAAAGACAGGAGGCAGAGCUGAAGUAGUAGAGCUGAAGAUGUUGAGUUUUGAACAUCUUCAGGACAGGACAUGGACAGGACUAGAAAAGAGUUUAUUACAGCGCAUGUAGGACGUUUUGGAGACAAGGUGAUGGAGGUGAGAUUGAGAUAGUUUGGACAUGUGCAGAGGAGGGACAUGGGGUAUAUCGUUAGGAGAAUGCUGAGGAUGGAGCCACCAGGA
This is a messenger RNA of Silurus meridionalis, 4156 nucleotides long. RefSeq lists its product as uncharacterized. Gene Ontology annotation, molecular function: phosphatidylinositol binding. The transcript has 16 exons. The coding region runs from base 386 to 2935 and encodes 849 amino acids. Gene Ontology annotation, cellular component: intracellular membrane-bounded organelle; early endosome membrane. Lineage: Eukaryota; Metazoa; Chordata; Actinopteri; Siluriformes; Siluridae. The record is from RefSeq and is a predicted model, not a curated record.